CUGCCACUUCAAAUCCAUUUGCAUUCCUCUACUACUUUGCUAAGUCACACACACAAAAAGAAAAACAAGUUUUUUUCCACACCCUUUUCCUAACCUUUAAAUUCAAAUAAAUUGUCUAUAGAAAUGAAGAUGAGCAAUGCUGGUUGUGCAAGUCAUGAGAGCUCAAAGAAGAAAAUGUCAAGUCGAAAACUCGGAAAGUUUCUUAAGGAGCAAAGAGGGAGGCUUUACAUAAUGAGAAGAUGUGUAGUCAUGCUUCUUUGCUGGCAUGAUUGAUAAUGAAAAGGGCUGUCAAUGCACUAUAGUUUCUACAUAGUGGUUCGAAGAAGGCCAAAGUCUAUCGCACGCAGUUGAACCACAACAUAAUGAAAAAUUCCACCAAAAGGGGCAGGCCCAGAGCGGAGAUUUCCAUCGG
This is a messenger RNA of Capsicum annuum, 412 nucleotides long. RefSeq names its product small polypeptide DEVIL 4. The record is from RefSeq and is a predicted model, not a curated record. Gene Ontology annotation, biological process: negative regulation of cell population proliferation. The coding region runs from base 124 to 273 and encodes 49 amino acids. The transcript has a single exon. NCBI's taxonomy places the organism in Eukaryota, Viridiplantae, Streptophyta, Magnoliopsida, Solanales, Solanaceae.